AUGUCCUCCUCCUCAACAUCCUACUCGACCUUUCCCCCUCCUCCUCCUCCCGAAGAAACCACCACCCAAUCCAACGAAACACAAACCCCCAAGCAACCCCUCGCCCUCCCCGAAGCACCCCUCAACACCACACAACUCGACAUAUCCUCCGGCAGCACGUCCGUCAAGCUCGAUCAUCUCGGCCCGAUGGUAGUCAAUGUGGAUGGGACGCUGAGCCGGAUAUCGAAUUGGGAGCAGAUGGCGGAGAUUGAGAGGGAGAACACGGUGAGGAUUAUUGGGGUUAGGAAUCGGACGAGGUUGAGGGCUUUGAGGGAGAAGGAGGGGGGGAAGGAGGGAGGGGAGGGGAACGAAGAGGGGAAGUGA
Molecule: messenger RNA, 363 nt
Organism: Cadophora gregata
Lineage: Eukaryota; Fungi; Ascomycota; Leotiomycetes; Helotiales; Ploettnerulaceae
Exons: 1
Coding region: 1-363 (120 amino acids)
Source: RefSeq, a predicted model, not a curated record